AUGGUCCACGUCCCGUCCCGCAAACAGCUUGAGGUGAUGAAGAGAGUUGACAUACAACGACUCUGCAAGGACUUUGGCGUCAAGGCCAACCUUAAGACGGAGGCCCUCAUCGACCUCCUUGUUGACGCAUCCAGCCCCCUCCCUCCACGGCCAACCACAAUCCACCCUCAUCGGCCAAGCCGCAUUCCUAGCCGCACCUCGGCUAGACAGCGCAAUCGUUCGAAUGGCUCCAUGGUUGUCCAUGGCUCGGACGAAGAACGAACUGUCCCUCCAAAGCCGUCCACCAUUGAAACCCAUCAGUCAUCUCUUCCCCCCACAGACAUUCACAGCCGAAAAGCAAAGGUAACACAGUACCGGCUUGGCGUUGGCCGGCCUACAGCUGCUGGAGGAAGUGGAGCGCGUAUUGUCACCAGGUCUUCCAACUCGUCAAAAGGCAGCAAGCCUGGUCCAAGUGCUCGGCCUGCCCAAGUGACUGGUGCUCCUAUUGUAGAAGAAGAAGAUGUCAGGUCACUCGCCUCUAAAGUGAACGACCUAGCUCGAGAUAACAGCGUUGGUGCAUCAGUUCCAACACCCCGCUCUACAAACGAGCGCAGGCCGGCACUACCCGUCGCUUCCUUAGAGUCGAUGCAUCAAGUUGUGGCGGAAGCUAUGAAACCGUUAAAGAAGGAGAACGAAUCUCAAAAGCAAGAGCUCAAAAACCUACAGCAAAAGGUGGAAAGCCUCGUUGAGGACUUUGAAACUAAGAUCCGGGUCCUCUCGUCUGAAAUCGACAAACUACGAGAACGGGUACCCCGAGCAUCGAUUCAUGAGACUCACCGGGCUCCCAUGCCCCCUCCUACUCCGAAGCGAGUACGCACACCACCACAACCUUCUGCCUUAGGAGGUCCAUUCAUCGAGAGACCUUCCGUUCAUGAUGCUUCAACAUCCUACUGGCCACCAGCCUCGACAUCCAAGUCUCCCGAGCGACCUCCUGCAUUCGUUCCAAGUUUGCUCGGAAAGCGCCCGCGAGACUCGAUCACCAGUGACGCUACAGGGUUGUUUGAACAAGGAGAUGAAUACGAGCUGACGGAUGAGCAGCUAGCAAAGCUCGUCCCUAGACCUCCUCCAAAACGCGCCAAGAUACAGGGCGACUCGGACGUUGCCGGAGGAUCUUCAGGGGCGCACAUGGACAUAGAUGGCGGUGGCCAAGAUCCUUCAAUCUCCGGCGACAUCGAAAGGAUCAAUGAUGACACGCGAACCAUGGGUUCACCUCCACCCGCAGAGCGCCUUCCGGACUUCUUUGCCACAUCACCAACUCCCACAGGUGAUGGUGCUGGGCCUAGUAUGAUGGACGUUCACUCGUAUAAUUUUAACUUCCUACCGACAGCCACUCCUGCUCCCAAUAGCCUUCCGCUUGCGAUGGGCACUUUCCCCUACCCGGAGCCCCCGACGUCCCCUUCCCCAGCCGAUCGACCAAAUAGCCGAACAUCACAACGGUUUACUUUCGGCAUUGGACGCGGAUCGACCGGAAGAACACAACCUCCCACCUCAGCUCCUUCCGAGGUCGCAGGAGCAGGUUCCGGCACGGUCGACCCCGCCUCAUUGCGGAGUAUACGGCGGCAGCCCUCGAGUAGUGAAAUUGGCGCAGGGUUCGGACUCACCAACCUAGCAACCGGAGAUGCUGAUAUGGAUGAUAUGCCUGCCGUCAAUCGAACAAUGUUUGGGACUGAGCUCGAAGGCGAUACGCGUUUCGGAGACUUUGGCGUCGAUGGCGUCGCGAGCGGUUUUUGGACAGGGGGUCGCAUUUGAAUUACACAGCAUACUCUCAUUUUUUGUUUCUCUAUCGCAACUUGUAUUUUUCCCUGCAUGCUCUGGCAUCACUCAGCUUCGCUAACAUUAAUCUUAUUAAAGCUUUUCAUCUAUUAAUUCAAUCGCUG
This is a messenger RNA of Coniophora puteana RWD-64-598 SS2, 1916 nucleotides long. RefSeq lists its product as uncharacterized. The transcript is spliced from 7 exons. NCBI's taxonomy places the organism in Eukaryota, Fungi, Basidiomycota, Agaricomycetes, Boletales, Coniophoraceae. The record is from RefSeq and is a predicted model, not a curated record. Bases 1 to 1788 code for a protein of 595 amino acids.